This is a messenger RNA of Penicillium cinerascens, 1467 nucleotides long. RefSeq lists its product as uncharacterized. The record is from RefSeq and is a predicted model, not a curated record. The transcript has a single exon. The coding region runs from base 1 to 1467 and encodes 488 amino acids. NCBI's taxonomy places the organism in Eukaryota, Fungi, Ascomycota, Eurotiomycetes, Eurotiales, Aspergillaceae.
AUGGCUCUCCACGGGGACUCCUCCGACACGCUAAUCACCACUCCCUCUCCGGCACAACUUAAGCUCUCGCAAAUGGACUCUGAGCUAGAACUCUCCGUCAUAGAGUCCGCUCCGCCCAUUCCAAGAAUCCUCCGUGAAGCCAGCGAUAUAACAUGGCAAGAAUCCCUCGAAACGCAAGACACGGUGACUCUGCGUCGCCGUGGCCGCGAUCGAUUCAAACUUCUGCACCAGCAACAAUUCCGGAACAGUCUUCUCGCUGGUGUUGGCUACCUCGAACUCGCGAAUGCAGGUGACUUUGCUGCGAAUGUCUGGAAUGACAUACCCGUGCCUACCUUUGCCGCCGUGCUGAUGGGUAUCGGUGGUACGCUGGCGCUGGGCAUGGCGUUCGUCGCCUUUCAGGAUUUCAGACUGAGUUGGAGGAAUGUCCGAUUGCUACAAGACGAGAAAGAACACCUCCUGCGCCUGCGGCAGUACCAUGCCAAGAACCCCGAGUUGGCACGUUUGCUUGACAGUCGCCUGGGCGUUGGGGUGCGUGAGAUCGGUACCGAAGUCGUUGACCGCAUCUUCAUGGAUAUUCUCCUAGGCGGUGGCUCGGUUCUUGUUGGUGUCGGUACGCUAAUGGCGAUCGGGGGUGCAGAUCCGCAUGUCUUUAAAGCGAGCAAUCUGCUCUCCGGGUACAUUGGCAAUGGGCUGGCUGCGGCGUUCGGUCUUUUUAAUGCGGUCUGGUCGUGGUUUCUUAUCCAACGGUUCAGAAAGCAUGACACUGCGGUGCGGAGGAGCGAGCCGAGUGAUGAUAUUCAUCGGCGACUGCAUACGCGUUUCCGUCGGUUCCAGUGGCAUGCGUUGAUCAAUGGGGUUAUCGGGUUAGUUGCUGGCGCAGCGUCGAUGGUUACAGCCACGCGCUGGUGGGGAUACGUGGUGUUGAUCCCCUGCAUAAUCUCACUGAUCUUUUGCAACUACUUCUGGCGCAAGAAGCUCGGCUAUGACCGUCCUGUCCUGGGCCAUGUUUCUCUUGCAAGAAUGCAGUUGAUGCCUCUUGUCGAAGAUCUCGAGUAUGCGAUUAUCGUGCAGCGCGGUCUGUCUGGGCAGGAAAUAUCUCUCCCGCAGACAAUUCUGCAACCCGAGUCAUUUGAGUCCAUGCUGCAGUUUAUUGUACGCAAUCGCAUGCUCGAAAUCUAUGCCGUCUCCCUGGCCCAGGAUAAGAAAACUCGAUCGAUUCUUCUUGAGAUUCCCGCUUCCACCGAGCCAGAUCAAAUAAAAAUCACCCACGACAUCCUCCUGCGCCUUUCUUCUCGCCAUAAACAUACACAGAUCCUACUGGAUCACGCAAAACGCUUCCUCCGCACCGAAGGCGUCCUCAUUUUUACGCAUCGCGAACGACAUCUCUUAGAGUUACUGGGUUACGCCGUCUGGCAUGAUCAGACGGUCACGGCCCCGACGCAGGAAAUUUCCAUAGAGAUGAAGUAA